Messenger RNA from Elgaria multicarinata webbii, 3103 nucleotides. Its product is annotated as inter-alpha-trypsin inhibitor heavy chain H3-like. The coding region runs from base 22 to 2706 and encodes 894 amino acids. Gene Ontology annotation, biological process: hyaluronan metabolic process. The transcript is spliced from 21 exons. Gene Ontology annotation, molecular function: serine-type endopeptidase inhibitor activity. The record is from RefSeq and is a predicted model, not a curated record. NCBI's taxonomy places the organism in Eukaryota, Metazoa, Chordata, Lepidosauria, Squamata, Anguidae.
UGUCUUGGUCACUUUUUCAACAUGGGGAAAUAUGUGCCAUUUUAUAUUUUGUUAGCAUUGAUUCCUGCUCUUGUAACUUCAGAUUUUUUAAUAGAACAAUUCAGGAACAUUAAGAAGAGAAGUGCCACUGAUGGGCAUCCCAAAGGCAUAGAAAUCUACUGGGUGAAAAUUGAUUGCAGCGUUACUUCCCGGUUUUCUCGUAAUGUCAUCACCAGUCGAGCUGUCAAUCGUGCCAAUGUGUCCAAGGAAGCUUUCUUUGAUGUGGAGCUUCCUAAAACGGGCUUCAUUACCAACUUUACCAUGACUAUUGAUGGUGUCACCUAUCCGGGCACCAUAAAGGAAAAAGAAGUUGCCCAAAAGCAGUAUCAGCAGGCAGUUUCAAGUGGACGGACUGCAGGUCUUGUAAAGGCUGCCGGAAGGAAAACGGAAAAAUUCAGUGUUUCAGUCAACGUUGCAGCGGCCAGCAAAAUUACUUUUGAGUUGACCUAUGAAGAACUGUUGAAGCGAAGGUUUGGAAAAUAUGAAAUGUUCAUAAAAGUAAACCCGAAGCAGCUUGUCAACAAGUUUGAGAUUGAAGCAAACAUCUUUGAACCCCAAGGUAUCAGCGAACUUGAUGUAGAAGGAACAUUCAUCAACAAUGACUUGUUACCAGUUGUAGAAAAGUCUUUCUCAGGGAAAAAGGGCCAUGUGUCAUUCAGUCCCACUAUUGAUCAACAACGAACCUGUGAGAAUUGUACAACUUCUCUAUUGCAAGGAGAUUUUCUCAUAAAGUAUGACGUGAACAGAGAUUCUCCUAGUAACUUACAGAUUGUCAAUGGGUACUUUGUACACUUCUUUGCACCAAAAGAUCUUGCCCAUUUGCCAAAGAAUGUUGCCUUUGUAAUAGAUGUCAGUGGCUCCAUGUAUGGACAGAAAAUUCAGCAGGCAAAGGAAGCACUGACAAAAAUAGUUGAAGAUUUAAGGGAAGACGAUCACUUUAAUAUCAUACUGUUUGAGAGUUCAGUUUCUACAUGGAAAGAUACGUUAAUUAAAGCCACUCCUGAUAAUGUGAAGGAAGCAAAGGAAUUUAUUGAGAAAAUUAAUGACAGAGGAGCAACAAACCUUAAUGAUGGUUUAAUAACUGGAAUUGAAAUGCUGAAUAAAGCGCAUGAAUCAAAUUCUGUGCCUAGAAGAAGUGCCUCUUUAGUGAUUAUGUUAACGGAUGGUGAGGCCAAUGUGGGUGUAUCCAACCCCUACGAGAUUCAGCAGAAUGCUAAAAAUGCAACUCAAGGAAAAUACCCUGUAUACAAUCUUGGGUUUGGUUAUGACGUUGACUAUGCAUUUUUAGAAAGGUUGGCAACAGAGAACAAUGGUGUAGCUCGUCGCAUCUAUCAAGACUCUGAUGCAGCCCUACAAUUACAGGGGUUCUAUGAUGAAGUAGCCAAUCCCAUGCUUACUGAAGUUGAAUUAGAAUACUCCGAAAAUGCCAUCACUGACGUGACUCAAAAUAAUUUUAAACAUUAUUAUGAAGGCUCUGAAAUUGUUGUAGCUGGACGACUUACAGACAAUGACAUAAAUAGUAUUACUGCAGAGGUGAAAGCUAAUGGUGCACUUGAUGAUAUGACUUUUUCUGAACAAGCAGAUGUUGAGGAAACAGCUAAAGCUUUUGAAGAACAAGAUUAUAUAUUUGGAGAUUAUAUAGAAAGACUCUGGGCUUAUCUCACCAUUCAGCAACUUCUGGACCAACGCUCUAUAGCAAAGGGGGAUGAAAAGACGAAUCUUACCGCUGAAGCUUUGGAAAUGUCUCUGAAAUACAAGUUUGUGACUCCAUUGACAUCCAUGGUGGUCACAAAGCCAGAAGACAAUGAAGAUAAGGAAGUAGUUGCUGACAAACCGGUAGAAGCUGAAGAUUUUCUUUCUUUUCAAACAGCAAGGCAGCAAUCAUUCCCUAGUUAUUCUAGUGCUCCAUCGACCCCUUAUUAUUAUUCUAGUGUUGAUGGAGAUCCACACUUCAUUAUAGCAGUGCCCCAGAAAGAAGAUGCCCUUUGUUUCAAUAUUAAUGAAGAACCAGGGGUAGUGUUAAAUUUAAUAAGAGACCCAGUUACAGGUAUUGUAGUCAAUGGGCAGCUUAUUGGUGAUAAGAACAGCAAUAAUGAUGUAGCACCACAGAAUACAUAUUUUGGGAAACUUGGGAUUGUAAAUAUACAUCAGAAUUUAAGACUUGAAAUAACCACUGAAGAAAUCAUCCUUCAGAAUGGUAAAGAACGGACAGCAUUCAGUUGGCUUGAUGAAAUCAUCUUACAACAACCCAGCUUGACUCUGACAAUCAAACGAAAAAAGAGUCUGGAGGUUUCAAUGGGUAAUGGGGAAAAAUUUGUUGUUGUUCUGCAUCAAGUGUGGAAGAAACAUCCACUACACCGAGAUUUCCUGGGAUUUUACACAGUGGAUAGUCACAGACUGUCUGAGCAAACCCAUGGCUUAUUAGGUCAAUUUUUCCAUUCAAUUGACUUUGACCUACUUGAAGUCCAUCCUGGAUCUGAUCCAAAGAAACCAGAUGCCACCAUGAUUGUGAAAAAUAACCAGCUGACAGUAACCAGGGGAUGGCAGAAGGAUUACAUUGUUGAUGCCCGGCAUGUCACCAAUGUCCCUUGCUGGUUUAUUCACAACAACGGGGAAGGCCUCAUUGAUGGCGUGCACACGGACUAUAUUGUUCCCAGUAUAUAUUGAUAUUUGGGGGGAUUCUUCUUGUGAUAUGCUCAAAACAAUAGCAUAGGACAAUUUGUAUGACAUGUUCCUGCUAGCACCACAUCAUCUGAGAAAAUGCUUGUUUUAUGAUCUAUUGCUGUUAGCGCCACAUCAUCUGAGAAAAUACUUGUUUUAUGAUCUGUUCCUGCUAGCGCCACAUCAUCUGAGAAAAUGUUUUUGUUAUGAUCUGUAUAACAUCCCAGAUUUGGGUAUUAGUCAGAAUAGCUGGAAUUUAAGGUCAUAAGAAGAGCUGUAUUGGAUCAGAACAAAGUCUGUUCCCACAGUGGCCAACCCAAGCAUUUAUUUUUGCAACAUAAUAAAUGAAUGCUCUGCUUAAAUUUAAUUUCAGAAAUAAACUUGAUAGCUCAAUACAAAUGGA